AUGGUUUCGGGAAACGCGUGUUCUCUUCCAACGAUGUCCGCCACUUUCCUUGCGGCUUUCAUGACCUUUUCCGUCUUCUCGCUUGCGACAGCCACCAAUCCUUUUAUCACAUACCCGAAUGAUUUUGUGGACCCACAAGUCGCGUUGGGGCCGUUUGGAAGCAGUCUUCAAGGCGCGCAAGACACGGUUGUUGCUUGGGCUGAGGAGAUGAACUCCCAUGGACCGUGGAGUGUCACCUUCAAGCCUGUCGUAGCUCCAAGUGGUGAUAAGCAUGACUAUAUGAGCUGGGCACCAUACCAAUGGCCAGAUUGCUCCAAGGUUGGCAACAAGACUGCGCUAUCCCCAGCCCAGAUGCGCAAAACGUGCCCUUAUGUCUUCCGAGACGGAGAAGUCAACCCCGAUCGUAAUAUACCCGAUGAUUUCCAAUCGUUCUUCAAUCUUUCCGACGCUGUCCUUUACAACGCCCUUGCCUUCAGCUUCCAAAACCAGUCGUCCACCGUCUACUCGCAGAAUGUUGUCAAAUUUGUCAAGACGUGGUUUCUCGACAGCGAUACGAAGAUGAACCCCAAUCUAAAUUUCGCGCAGAUGAAUCUCGGGCCGAGUGGCCAGAGUGGGACAUUUACCGGCGUCCUUGAUCUGCGAAUGCUUGCGAAGAUCGCUUCUGGUGUCCUGAUACUACGGAAAAGAGCCAGCAGCGACUGGACGAAGGAUGUCGACUCCCAAUUUGUGUCGUGGUGCAGACAGUAUAUCACCUGGCUACAAACCGCGCCGCCAGCCAAACAGGCUGCGGCCGCCACCAAUAAUCAUGGGACAUUCUACGUCAACCAGCUCAUGUCGCUCAUGGUCCUGGUCGGAGACAACGCUGGGGCAACCACUCUCGGUCGAAAAUACUUCGGAGGGCUGUUCAAGACGCAGAUCGCAGCUAACGGUGAACAGCCAAUGGAAGCCAGUCGCUCCCGACCUUUCCAUUAUCGCAACUUCAACAUUGCUGGGAUGAUUACCAAUGCUCGUCUGCUCAAAUACGUCGACCCCACGUCCAAUGAUUGGAACACCACGAGCAAUGGUGCCACAAUCCAAACUGCGGUGGACUUCGUUAUGACCGUCAACCCGGCGAAGACGCAGGAGACGAAUGUAACGGUGGAGAUAUACCCCAAUGUCGCUGCUGUCGCGGCAACGUAUGGCGACCCGAGUGGAAAAUACUCAAAGUUCCUUAGCAGUUCGGGAUUUCCAUAUAUGGACGACGCGUUUUGGGUGUGGGAUCAUCCGAAGACGCUUGCCAGCGCGAAUGCGGGGGCCAACACACAUUCCAACGCAGCUUUUCUUGCCGUCAAAGCUGGCUGGCAAUCGUUGUUUGGGGUGUGCUAG
Mycena indigotica is the source of this 1365-nucleotide messenger RNA. RefSeq names its product Chondroitin AC/alginate lyase. The transcript is spliced from 11 exons. Gene Ontology annotation, molecular function: lyase activity. The record is from RefSeq and is a predicted model, not a curated record. Bases 1 to 1365 code for a protein of 454 amino acids. NCBI's taxonomy places the organism in Eukaryota, Fungi, Basidiomycota, Agaricomycetes, Agaricales, Mycenaceae. Gene Ontology annotation, cellular component: periplasmic space.